UUAAAAAACUCACCAAAACUGUAACCGCCAGUUUCCCCUCUCUCUCUCUCUCUCUCUCAAGUCUCAACCGAUUCUGCUGGCCGAUUCGACUCAGCCAAGCAAGCAUGUUCUUCCUCCGAGUCCACUCGGUGGACAGCGAGCACCCUCUCGCAUUGGAAAUCACCGAAUUCAGGUCGACCACUAGUCCAUCAAACCCUAACCCUGGCUCAAAAUUCAGCGAACGCAGAGGCGUAGCGCACCUCUUCCGAAGUGCGUCUCACUCGUCGCUUCCGAACCCUAGCUCCCGAUCCACGGUCCUCUUCAUUGUUGCCGUACCCAACUACCUCUCCUUCGACGGUUUCAUCCGCUUCUGCGGCUCCCGCAUCGACAACGUCUCCGAGCUCCUCUUCAUCAGAAACGAUGGGAUGGAGGAUCGGUACAGUGUCUUGAUAAGGCUUGCCAACCAGUUAACAGCUGACGGAUUUUAUUGCAAUUUUAAUGGGAAGAAGUUCUCACCAGGCGAGGCUGAGGUAUGCCAUAUUCUGUUUAUUAUGUCUGUGGAGUACACGGAAUCAGCGGAGAUAGCCGGGACACCUCCCGCCGGGUGUACGGAGUUACCUACUUGCCCAGUGUGUCUUGAGAGAUUGGACCCAGACACUAGUGGAAUACUGAGUACAAUUUGUGACCAUUCGUUUCAGUGUCCCUGCAUUUCAAAAUGGACUUAUUUGUCUUGCCAGGUCUGCCGAUUCUGUCAGCAGCAAGAUGAGAAACCAACUUGCUCUGUUUGUGGAACAUUGGAGAAUCUUUGGGUGUGUAUGAUAUGUGGUUUUGUGGGAUGUGGAAGAUAUAAGGAAGGCCAUGCCAUUAGGCAUUGGAAGGAUACGCAGCAUUGCUACUCUCUUGAUAUGCGAACACAACAAAUUUGGGAUUAUGUUGGUGAUGUUUAUGUUCACCGACUGAAUCAGUCCAAAAUUGAUGGCAAGUUGGCGGAGAUGAACUCUCAUUGUAUGUCAUUUGAAGGAGAUUGUGGAACUUGUGGAUUUAGCGAGGAUUCUGGAAUAAGUGGGGCCCUCUUUAGCAGCAAAGUUGAUGCUAUUGUGGAUGAGUACAAUGGUCUUCUUGCAACUCAACUGGAUAAUCAAAGACAAUAUUAUGAAUCUCUACUUGUGGAGACCAAAAGUAAAGUGGGAAGCUCUAUGUCAGAAGCAGUGGAGAAGGCUGUGACUUCCAAGAUGCAGGACAUCCAAAAUAAAUUGGAAAAGUGCAUCGAAGAAAAAAAUACUGUUGCAGAUAUCAAUCGAAAUCUCAUCAAGAACCAAGAAAUUUGGCGAAAGAAGGUCAAGGAAAUUGAAGAGAGGGAAGCUGCAGCACUCAGCUUGAGGGAUGAGAAGAUUCUUGAUCUGGAAGAACAGAUAAGAGAUCUUACUGUCUACAUUGAAGCCCAGAAAACACUUGGUAAUAUGACAGAUUCAGAUAGCAUCAGAGAGGGUACCCUAUUACCAUUACCUGAUAAGCAGUCAUCCCCGACCAACAGUAAAAGGCACACAAAGUCAGGUCGAAGACGGAAUUAGAUGGUAUCAUCUCAUUUAGUCAAUAGCAUCAGCACAAUGUCUAAAGUUGGAUGAUGUUUUGUGUAAUGUAUAGUGGUAGCAUCAGCAUAUUGUCUAGGGUCGGAUAGUGUUUAUUGUUCAUUGAUGUUGUAUUAUGAUAUUAAUUACAUUUGGAACCUGAA
This is a messenger RNA of Alnus glutinosa, 1711 nucleotides long. RefSeq names its product BRAP2 RING ZnF UBP domain-containing protein 1. Gene Ontology annotation, biological process: Ras protein signal transduction; protein ubiquitination. Gene Ontology annotation, molecular function: zinc ion binding; ubiquitin protein ligase activity. Gene Ontology annotation, cellular component: cytoplasm. Lineage: Eukaryota; Viridiplantae; Streptophyta; Magnoliopsida; Fagales; Betulaceae. The coding region runs from base 105 to 1550 and encodes 481 amino acids. The record is from RefSeq and is a predicted model, not a curated record. The transcript has 11 exons.